AUGUCCCGUCCUUUGUACUCUGGGCUCAAGUGUGCCUUCAUCUUCCCUGAGGUUGCUUGUGACAAAUACGGCAGGAAGGAUGUCAUGUACCAGCUGUGGAGAUGGCAGCCUCACGGAUGCGACCUUCCAAGAUUCGAUGCCAUCAGGCUGCUUGAAAAGCUGAGGAACAAGAGGUUGGUGUUUGUGGGUGACUCUCUCAACAGGAACCAAUGGGUUUCGCUGGUGUGCAUGGUGGAGGCCUCUGUACCUGAUGCUAGGCACAAGAUGCGCACCUUCAAUGGCUCACUCAUUUCCUUCAAGGCAUUGGAAUACAAUGCAACCAUAGACUUCUACUGGUCACCGCUGCUGUUGGAGUCCAACAGCGACGACCCAAUUGUCCACAGGGUGGAGUAUCGGUUCAUAAGGGCAGACAGAAUUGAGAAGCAUGCCAGUGCUUGGAGGGAUGCUGAUAUCAUAAUCUUCAAUUCUUAUGUGUGGUGGAGGAAGCAUAAAGCUGACAUGAGGAUGAAGGUCAUGUAA
Messenger RNA from Miscanthus lutarioriparius, 519 nucleotides. The record is from the annotation of a GenBank genome assembly. NCBI's taxonomy places the organism in Eukaryota, Viridiplantae, Streptophyta, Magnoliopsida, Poales, Poaceae.